UCCGGCUCCGAGAAGUGGCGGGAACCUUGGCAGCGCCCCGAGCGGGCGCGGCUCUAAUCGAGGGACGCCGGGGCCCGAGUGCAGGGGCCCGGCCGAAGCGCAGAGUUGGCAUUUCCAGAUUGGGGCUCGGACCGCCCCUCCUUCGGGACCCUGCCCUCGGGACCGAGCUGAUCGCCGCGGGCGCUUGGGGCCAGCUCUCUUGGCGCGAAAAGGUGGACAAGUCCUAUUUUCAAGAGAAGAUGACCUUUAACACUUUUGAAGGAUCUAAAACUUGUAUGCCUGCAGACAUCAAUAAGGAUGAAGAAUUUGUAGAAGAGUUUAAUAGAUUAAAAACUUUUGCUAAUUUUCCAAGUAGUAGUCCUGUUUCAGCAUCAACACUGGCACGAGCAGGUUUUCUUUAUACUGGUGAAGGAGAUACCGUGCGGUGCUUUAGUUGUCAUGCAGCAGUAGAUAGAUGGCAGUAUGGAGAUUCAGCAGUUGGAAGACACAGGAAGGUAUCCCCAAAUUGCAGAUUUAUCAAUGGCUUUUAUUUUGAAAAUAGUGCCAUGCAACCUACAAAUCCUGGUGUCCAGAAUGGUCAGUACAAAGUUGAAAACUAUCUGGGAAAUAGAAAUCAUUUUGCUUUAGACAGGCCAUCUGAAACUCAUGCAGACUAUCUUCUGAGAACUGGACAGGUUGUAGAUAUAUCAGACACCAUUUACCCAAGGAACCCUGCUAUGUGUAAUGAAGAAGCUAGAUUAAAGUCAUUUCAGAAUUGGCCAGACUAUGCCCACUUAACCCCAAGAGAGUUAGCUAGUGCUGGACUCUACUACACAGGUAUUGAUGAUCAAGUGCAGUGCUUUUGUUGUGGUGGAAAACUGAAAAAUUGGGAACCUUGUGAUCGUGCCUGGUCAGAACAUAGGCGACACUUUCCUAAUUGCUUCUUUGUCCUGGGCCGGAACAUUAAUAUUCGAAGUGAAUCUGAUGUUGUGAGUUCUGAUAGGAAUUUCUCAAAUUCAACAAAUCUUCCAAGAAAUCCAUCCAUGGCAGAUUAUGAAGCACGGAUCAUUACUUUUGGGACGUGGAUAUACUCAGUUAACAAGGAGCAGCUUGCAAGAGCUGGAUUUUAUGCUUUAGGUGAAGGUGAUAAAGUAAAGUGCUUUCACUGUGGAGGAGGGCUAACUGAUUGGAAGCCCAGUGAAGACCCUUGGGAACAACAUGCUAAGUGGUAUCCAGGGUGUAAAUAUCUGUUAGAAGAGAAAGGACAAGAAUAUAUAAACAAUAUUCAUUUAACCCAUUCACUUGAGGAGUCUCUGGUAACAACUGCUGAAAAAACACCGUCACUAACUAAAAGAAUUGAUGAUACCAUCUUUGAAAAUCCUAUGGUACAAGAAGCUAUACGAAUGGGAUUCAGUUUCAAGGACAUUAAGAAAAUAAUGGAAGAAAAAAUUCAGACAUCUGGGAGCAACUAUAAAUCAUUUGAAGUUCUGAUUGCAGAUCUAGUGAGUGCUCAGAAAGACAGUACACAAGAUGAAUCAAGUCAGACUUCAUUGCAGAAAGAGAUUAAUACUGAAGAGCAGCUAAGGCGCCUGCAAGAGGAGAAGCUUUGCAAAAUCUGUAUGGAUAGAAAUAUUGCUGUAGUUUUUAUUCCUUGUGGACAUCUGGUCACUUGUAAACAAUGUGCUGAAGCAGUUGACAAAUGUCCCAUGUGCUACACAAUCAUUACUUUCAAGCAAAAAAUUUUUAUGUCUUGAUCUAACUCCACAGUAGGCAUGUUAUGUUCUUCUUAUCCUGAUUGAAUGUGUGAUGUGAACCGACUUUAAGUAAUCAGCAUUGAAUUCCAUUAGCAUUUGCUGCCAAGUAGAAAAAUAUGUAAACAGCAAUGUCUUAGUUGGCAAUCUAAACUUUGAAUUUCUGGAUUUUCAGGGUAUUAGCUGUAUUAUUUAUCCAAUUUCUUUUACUGUUAUUUAAUUGAAACCCUAGACUAAGAAACAUCAUAUUAUAACUGAUCACAAUGUGUAUUUGUAGUGUACUGACUUAGUUUCUAAGUGUAACUGAAUUAAUCAUCUGAAUUUUUCAUUCUUUUCAGAUAGGCUUAACAAAUGGAGCAUUCUGUAGAAACGUGGAGAUUACAGUUAAUCUCCCCAAUCACAUAAUUUGUUAUGCAUGAAAAAGGAGUGAACCGUUCCACGCUGGUGGAAAGACAGAUUAUUUUUAGA
Messenger RNA from Lemur catta (Ring-tailed lemur), 2198 nucleotides. It is a transcript of the gene XIAP, whose product is annotated as X-linked inhibitor of apoptosis. Gene Ontology annotation, cellular component: spindle microtubule; nucleus; cytoplasm. The coding region runs from base 240 to 1733 and encodes 497 amino acids. The transcript is spliced from 8 exons. The record is from RefSeq and is a predicted model, not a curated record. Gene Ontology annotation, biological process: regulation of cell cycle. Lineage: Eukaryota; Metazoa; Chordata; Mammalia; Primates; Lemuridae.